Molecule: messenger RNA, 1368 nt
Organism: Theileria equi strain WA
Lineage: Eukaryota; Apicomplexa; Aconoidasida; Piroplasmida; Theileriidae
Product: seryl-tRNA synthetase, putative
Exons: 1
Coding region: 1-1368 (455 amino acids)
Biological process (GO): seryl-tRNA aminoacylation
Cellular component (GO): cytosol
Molecular function (GO): tRNA binding; serine-tRNA ligase activity; ATP binding
Source: RefSeq, a predicted model, not a curated record
AUGGUGCUCGAUAUCAACUAUUUCAGAGAUUCAAAGCUUCUGCAGCUCCUGAGGGAGUCGGAGACACGGCGCUGUGAGACCAACAGCGUGGUAGACGCUGUGAUUGAGGCUGACGAGGAAUGGAAAAAGGCCAUGUACGCCUAUGAACAGCUCAAAAAGGGCAUCAACGAAGCCUCAAAGAACAUAUCAGAGUACACAAAGAAGAACAAGGGAGCGGAUCUCUCAUCAGAUCCCACCUUUAAAGAGUUGAGAGAGAAAGCUGAAGAGAAGAAAAAGGGUCUGCCGGACCUCCAAAAGAGAAUAGACGACUCCACCGACAAGAGGAAUGAACUGCUCAAACUAGUUGGAAAUAUCGUAGACAAGGAUACUGUCCAAUCAAAGGAUGAAUCACUUAAUCGGGUAUUAAGAAAGUGGCAUGGAGAACAUGCAGAGGUACCAAAACCGCCUGCACAACGCAUUUUGCAACAUCACGAAAUUUUGACCAAAAUCAACGGCCUAGAGUGUAACAAGGGCGUGGAGAUUGCCGGUCACAGAGGCUUCUUUCUCAAGGGUGCAGGGUGUCUCCUAAAUCUUGCCCUUAUCCAGUACGGUAUGCAAUUCUUGGUAAGGAAGGGGUACUUGCCAGUUCAUCCACCAUAUUUUAUGAAAAAGGAGGUUCUUGGUGAAUGUGCAGAACUUUUGGACUUUGAGGAAACCUUGUAUGCCGUGGGAGGUCAAGAGAAGCAUGAUGCUCACACACACCAAACUGAUUCCAAAGAUCGUUUAUUCCUAAUUGCAACAUCGGAACAACCAUUGGCCGCCUUGCAUCGCAAUGAAGUAUACCAGGCAAAGCAAUUGCCCAUCAAAUACGCGGGAGUAUCAUCCUGCUUCAGAAAGGAGGCAGGAGCCCAUGGCAAGGACCUCAAGGGUAUCUUCCGCAUUCAUCAAUUCCAAAAGGUGGAACAAUUUAUAGUUACAACCGCUGAAAACAGCGUAGCUAUCCAUGAAGAAAUGAUGAGACAUUCUGAAGAAUUCUAUCAGUCUCUCGGAAUACCAUACAGAGUUGUAAGUAUCGUCGCUGGAGCCUUGAACAAGGCAGCCGCUAAAAAGUAUGACCUGGAGGCCUGGUUCCCAGGAUAUGGAGAUUAUAGGGAACUAGUUUCGUGUUCAAAUUGCACAGACUACCAAGCGAGGGCACUCAAUGCAAGGUAUUUCACCGGAGACACAGCAAACAAGACGUUCUUGCACAUGUUGAAUGGAACACUUGUAGCAUCUCAGAGGUGCCUAUGCUGCGUUUUGGAAAAUUAUCAAACGGACCACGGCGUAGUCGUUCCAAAGGUGCUUGUUCCAUUCAUGGACGGAGUAGACUUUAUCCCCUACUCUGCAUAA